CUAGGCCUGGACCAGGCCGAGAGCGAGAAGCGGCGCUAGGACCCGGCGGGUCUGGGCUGCGGCUGGGCCUGGCGGCUUGGGGAGAGGGACCCCAGCUCUCGGCUCCCGGCGCCAUGUGAGGGGGGUGAGGGGGCCGCGGGGGGCCGGGCGCUCCCCGGCGGAGGUGAGCGGGUCCCGCGCAAGAUGAGGAAACUGAGGCUCAGAGAGGUCACAUGGCUUGCUCAAGGCCCUCCAGCCAGUAAGUGGUGGAACCGGGAUUCGCACUGGCACCUGACAUGCUGUACUGACCAUGGCCUUCUCAGAGCAGGAUUGUGACGGGGCUGGCCAGGGCGACGGUGGUCCUGGCUGAGGGCACUGCUCAGGCAAAGGUGUGACCCCACAUCCCUGCCCCCAGGGCCACCUGCAGGACGCCGACCCCUACCCCUCAGCAGACACCGGAGAGAGAUGAGUAACAACAAAGAGCAACGGUCAGCAGUGUUCGUGAUCCUCUUUGCCCUCAUCACUAUCCUCAUCCUCUACAGCUCCAACAGUGCCAAUGAGGUCUUCCAUUAUGGCUCCCUGCGGGGCCGCAUGCGCCGGCCCGUCAACCUCAAGAAGUGGAGUAUCACUGAUGGCUAUGUUCCCAUUCUUGGCAACAAGACGCUGCCCUCCCGCUGCCACCAGUGUGUGAUUGUCAGCAGCUCCAGCCACUUGCUGGGCACCAAGCUGGGCCCAGAGAUUGAGCGUGCUGAGUGUACGAUCCGCAUGAAUGAUGCACCUACCACGGGCUACUCAGCUGAUGUGGGCAACAAGACCACUUUCCGCGUGGUGGCUCAUUCCAGUGUAUUCCGUGUGCUGCGGAGGCCCCAGGAGUUCGUUAACCGGACCCCUGAAACCGUGUUCAUCUUCUGGGGCCCCCCAAGCAAGAUGCAGAAGCCCCAGGGCAGCCUUGUGCGUGUCAUCCAGCGGGCAGGCCUGGCGUUCCCGAACAUGGAAGCCUAUGCCGUCUCUCCCACCCGCAUGCGUCAAUUUGACGACCUCUUCCGGGGUGAGACGGGCAAGGACAGGGAAAAGUCCCAUUCAUGGUUGAGCACAGGCUGGUUUACCAUGGUGAUCGCGGUGGAGUUGUGUGACCAUGUGCACGUCUACGGCAUGGUUCCUCCCAAUUACUGCAGCGGCCCCGCCUGCAGCGCACACCCUACCACUACUACGAGCCCAAGGGGCCGGACGAGUGUGUCACCUACAUCCAGAAUGAGCACAGUCGCAAGGGCAAUCACCACCGAUUCAUCACUGAGAAGAGGGUCUUCUCGUCCUGGGCCCAGCUGUAUGGCAUCACCUUCUCCCACCCCUCCUGGACCUAGGCUACCCUGCCUGUGGGACCUCAGGAGGGGCACAGGAGAAGUGGCUCUUCUCCCAGUGAUUCGACUGCGGGCCAUCUUCUGGCCAAUCAAGGCUAGCUGGAGUGUCUCUUAGUCAUUCAGGGCCCUGACAAGGAUAUAUCCUCCAGCCAAUCAGGGCCUAGGGGUAUCCCUUGGCCAAUCAGGGAUUUGGGAGUCUACGUGGUUAAUCAGGGGUGUCUUUCCUGUCCUGUCAGGGUCUGAGCUUAGUCAAUCAGGGUACAGGGGUAUUUCUGAGUCAGUCUGAGGCUAAGGUCAUGUCCUUUCCCAUGAAGUCUUGGUUCAGAGCCCCAGGAAUGGGCCCCUAAUCACUCCCUCCUGGGUUGGGACAGUGGAGUCCUGUCCCAAGGAACUGAGAACUUGGUGUUGCCCCCUCAAUUCCCAGAAUCAGAAAGAGAUCAUGUGGGGGUGGAAGCUGUCUGGAGGCCAAGCCAGAGAAUUUGUGGAAUUGAAGAGAUUGUGGGGGUCAUAGGCAGCCGCAGAGGAGGUCAGUGUCCGGGUCUUGGCUCUGCCCUGAAUGACCUUGGACAAACCCCUGCCCUCUCUGGGCACCCUUCGUCCCGUGUCAGGUUCUAAGGUGGUCUGAGGCCCCUUCCCAUGGCCCCACCAACUAUCCUUGGGCCUGUUGUCUCUGAGAUUGAGUCCCCCAAGCACUGUCCCAGAGUUGGGGGUUUCUGACUGAAAUGAGACAAGCCUUCUGCUGUUUUCUUAGCCCCUCAGCCCAGCUGUCCUUAGCUUGGCUCUUAAAGGGCCAGGCCUCCUUCACCGUCCUCACAGAGUGAUGUUGCCACUUGUUGAAGGAGACUUUAGGACUGGCCUGGGAUGGCUAUAGGGAGCUGGGAACUAUGUCCCCUGGCUCCACAUCAGGCACUUUAUUAAAGCUGGGCCUCAGCGGGGUGUGUUUGGCCCCUGCCCUUUGGGAGCCUGGCAGGGAAGGGCUUCCAGAAGGAGACUGUGGGGUGAGAGGGAUCCGCCAGGGGAGGCCAGCAGCGAGCUGUUGCACAUUGGGGUAAUGGGGGAGUGGUGACUGCCCCAGACUUGGGCAGACUUGGUUUUGUAAUGAUUUGUAUUGGAAUAAACACACCUAA
Molecule: messenger RNA, 2464 nt
Organism: Nycticebus coucang (slow loris)
Lineage: Eukaryota; Metazoa; Chordata; Mammalia; Primates; Lorisidae
Gene: ST6GALNAC6
Product: ST6 N-acetylgalactosaminide alpha-2,6-sialyltransferase 6
Exons: 7
Coding region: 445-1452 (335 amino acids)
Biological process (GO): ganglioside biosynthetic process; oligosaccharide metabolic process
Molecular function (GO): alpha-N-acetylgalactosaminide alpha-2,6-sialyltransferase activity
Source: RefSeq, a predicted model, not a curated record